AUGUCUACUUCAGAGACCAUAACCUUAAGGAGUAGUGAUGGAGAAGAUUUUGUGGUCGAAGAAGAUAUUGCUCUUCAAUAUGAAUAUGUUAAGAAAUAUAUGCGAGACAAAUGUGUUAUCGACAACACAAUACCAAUACCCCUCACAUCAAGCAAGGUUUUGGCUAAAGUUGUCGAAUACUGCAAGAAACAUGCUGAAAGUCCUCGAGGGGACGAUGGUAAAACUGAGGAAGAGCUACUGAAGACUUGGGAUGCUGAAUUUGUUAACGUCGACUUGUAUACAUUCUUAGAAAUUAUGUUUGCUGCAAAAUUGUUGGGUAUUAAAAACUUAGAGGAUUUUGUUGAUCAGAAAGCUGCCACAAUGAUCAUGACAAUGUUGGAUAAAGUUAAAAAGAUAUUCGGGGUGAUCGGGGAAAUUUUCCAGAUGUUCGGUAAAGUUUAUAAUUUUUUGAAAGCGAGACCUUCUGGUAGUAUAUUAUGGGACAACGUCUGGGAAACCGCAAUGGUAGAACAGGGCAUUGGGGCAUUUCCACAAUCUGAUUCUUAG
Molecule: messenger RNA, 546 nt
Organism: Papaver somniferum (opium poppy)
Lineage: Eukaryota; Viridiplantae; Streptophyta; Magnoliopsida; Ranunculales; Papaveraceae
Product: SKP1-like protein 1A
Exons: 2
Coding region: 1-546 (181 amino acids)
Biological process (GO): SCF-dependent proteasomal ubiquitin-dependent protein catabolic process
Cellular component (GO): cytoplasm; nucleus
Molecular function (GO): cullin family protein binding
Source: RefSeq, a predicted model, not a curated record